AUGUCCGGGCAAGGCAUAACUGUCGGCACGGUGAUCGAACUGACCGAUGGCCGGCAGGCGACUGUACGCUUUAUCGGCACCACCCACUUUGCGACCGGAGAAUGGAUAGGCCUCGUAUUGGAUGAAGCUACUGGAAAAAACGAUGGCUCAGUACAAGGCGAGCGAUAUUUCGACUGUGAACCAGGAUAUGGAAUGUUCGUCCGCCCAACGGUUGUCGGAAAGGUUGUCCAAAACCCCGUGCGGGAAAGUAAACAAACCGCCAAACCGACUACAAGCGCCGCUGGCCCACGAAAACAACCUGGAUUACCACCUGCGGCAGCAAGGCGGCAGAGUACCAAUCCAACAUCCACUCCCACUCCUGCGCCGAGAGGUGCAGCCGCUCGAUCGUCCCUCCGAUCCCCUACAAAGUCCCCGACUAAACAGCUCGGAACGACCACAGGCCUUGCAUCUCGUCCGUCAAUCGGUGGUGCUCCCCGAACCUCCACAGUUGCGCCCAACCGACCUCGACUAGCCCCCAGCACCAGAAACUCUUCAGGUCCUUCUGCAACACAACCAACAGUCUCGAGAGCUGGACGACCUUCGGUUUCCGGGCCAGCAGCUCGGACCUCAAGACCAGGCUCACAAAGUACUGUGGCUUCAUCCACUGGAGGUUUAUCAAAGCGCCCUUCAUUACGGCAGGUCGGCACCACCCAAGCAUCAGAUGGAAGAGAUACGGGGAUGAGCGGCCAGUCAGGGGACCCAACCGACACAGAAUCGCCUGAUACCGAAGGGGAGGGCACACAAGACAAUGGCCCCGCGCAAAAGAGCUCUCGACAGUCGAUGGCUGCCACGCGGCCCACUCCCUCGCGACCGGGAGUUCCAGCAUCUACAUCUUCACGACAAGCACAAAGUGGUGCAGUCAACCGCGAACUUGAAGAAUUAAAUGCCAAGCUCAAAGUCAUGGAAAAGAAACGAGCCGAGGACCGAGAGAGACUGAAGACCCUCGAGCAGCUCCAAUCCGAACGCGACAAGUUUGAAUCCAUCAUCCAGAAACUGCAGGCCAAAUACCAACCCCAGCAAAUGGAGAUUACUGAACUUCGCAAAAAGCUUAAAGAUACCGAAGCUCGUUUUGAUGAUGUGGAACGAAUGCAGGCAGAACAUGAAUCGUUGAUGGAAAUGGCCUCUCUUGACCGUGAAAUGGCAGAAGAAACAGCUGAAGCAUUCAAGCACGAAUGUGCAGCGCUACGGUCUAAGAUGGAUGAGUUGAAUCUGGAGGUGGAGGUUCUUCGAGAGGAGAAUGAAGAAUUCAGCCAGAUUACUAGCCCCGAAGAGAGAUCUAGUCAUGGGUGGCUCCAGAUGGAGAAAACCAACGAGCGUUUACGUGAAGCACUCAUUCGUCUGCGUGAUAUGACACAGCAACAGGAAUCGGACCUCAAGGCCCAGAUCAAAGAAUUGGAAGAUGACCUCGAGGAAUAUUCUACCGUCAAAGCUGAUUAUGAGGCUACCAAAGAGAAACUCUUGGUCGCGGAGACCAAUGUGGAUGAUCUGAAACAACAGCUGGAGACGGCAUUGGGCGCCGAAGAAAUGAUUGAAGAAUUAGCAGACAAGAACAUGCGCUACCAGGAUGAAAUCAAUGAACUGAAAGCUGCUAUUGAAGAUCUAGAAGCCUUGAAGGAGAUCAGUGAUGAGAUGGAGUACACCCACAUCGAAACCGAAAAGCAGCUUCAAGAGGAGAUUGACUAUCGGGAAGGUAUCUUCGGCGAUCAGUGCCGAAAAAUUACACAACAGGACGAGGUCAUUGUGGACCUUGAAUACACGCUCAACCGGUUCAGAGACUUAGUGUCGAAUCUGCAAACGGACCUGGAAGACAUGCGGGCAACCAAGCAACUUUCAGAGGCAGAAACUAUCGAAAAUGAAGCCCGCCAGCGUACGAUGCAGGAUUUGGCAACCAAGCUACAAGCCAACACAACAAAGGCCCAGGCCAGCUUUAUUGAUGUCGAAUUGAGCCGCAUGGAGUCCGAGGAAGCUACACAGCAGCUUUCAAUGGUCAAACUUUAUCUUCCGGAGUACUUCGAUGGCGAAAAGAACUCUGUUCAAGCAUUGCUUCGAUUCAAACGCGUCGGAUUCAAGGCAAAUGUCAUGCACACAACUCUCCAGGAUAAGGGUUCUGAACACUCCACUGUUACCCACGAAGAAGUGUUCCAAGCCCAAGAGGUUCUGGGAUGUCUGAUGUGGAUCACGAAUGUAUGCGAUCAGUUUGUGAACUACAUCACGGCUUGCUCGCCUGAACAAUUUGGUAGCAUCAAGGUUGCCAUGUUUGAAAUGGAGCCUGUGGAGCGCACAUUGAAUUUCUGGAUUGAGACAAUGAAAAAAAAUGAAGUCAACCUUGGAAAAUUCGCAGUAGAAUUGCAGCGAUCUAUCGCUCUCCUUGCUCACCUUGCCGAGACCCUUCUCCCUCCAAGUUUGGAGAAGUUUGCCGAUGAGUUGUGCCUGCGAGCACGGUUAUCUCAGUCGUACCUUGACCAUGCAGCUUCUGCAAUCACGCGCGUCAAUGCCAUCAUUAACUCCAAAAUGGUUGCUGUGGAAGAGGGCGACGAGGAAAAGUCAUUAGCUUUGAAAAGGCUGAGCGCCUUCGAUCCUCAAGCCCGCGGAUAUAAGGUCUCAAUGGGUAAAAUUAGCCGCGCUCUUGACGAUAUGCGCUCUCGGUCACUUGCGCUUUCAAAGGAGUCCGAUGAGCCUUUCAGGAAGAUAGAAAGUGACACAAAGCAACUUCUGGACUUUGCUCGGAAAAUUGGCGAAAGCCUCGUUGCUCUAACGAGCGACGAAGGUCGCACGGAUCCAUUCAGUCCAGAUGAGAUUUUGAAUAGCAUGUCGCAAGCAUCUGUGUCUUUCGCCUCUUCUGAGAACCCAGGUGACAGCAACGAUCCGGUUUCAUUAUUAUUUACUAGAUUGCGGGAAAUUGGAGAGCAGUUUGAAGAGCUUGCUUCCAUGUCGACAGAUCUAUCUCGCACCACGGAGUUUGAGAGAGGCGCGUUCCCCUGGAUUGCUCGUGCUGCAGAAUUGAAGUCCAACAAAAUGGCAUCUCCCGAUGCUGAUGAAGAGAUUCGUCAAUUGAAAAAUGAGAUUCGCGAGGCGUCAGCCGCGCUUGGUGUGAAAGACAAUACGCUUGAAGAGCAAGGUCUUAAGAUCGAACACCUUGAAUCCAGGAUGCGAGAGGCAAGCAAGAAGGCUGCUAUGGUCAAAGACCUGGAAGCCAAGAUUGAGGAGGUUCAGGCCGCAGCAAUUGAGCUAGAGAAAACAAUUGACCGACAAAAGAAAGCUCUUUUCACAGCCGAAACGGAGCGAGAUGAGUUCUUGGCUCGUCUCGAGCGAAUGAAGCGGAUGUCUGGUACCGCAGGCCUGGCCACCUCGGGCAACGGCGUUGUCAUCGACAAUGAAGCUUCUUUGGCAGCCAUGCAUGAGAAUGAGUCUCUUCGCGCGGAAGUUGAAAGCCUCCAAGCAGCCGUGCGUUUCCUUCGCGAAGAGAACCGUCGUUCAAAUAUCCUUGACCCAUACUCCGUCCAGCGAUCGACUGAAAUGCACGCAUGGCUCGAUGCACCACUCACACGUUCCAAGCCAACACCUGAACAAGAGAAGAUCCAACGCACUGCGCUUGAAAGCCGAGACGUAAUGACUCAUCUUAUCAAACUCACCAAGGAGUCCCGUGUCACCGACCUCAAAUCCACACUACCUCCUAGCGAUGGCGACAAUGCCAACCGCACCACGUGGCGUCCAUCCAAGACCCGUCUCCGAUACCAGGUCCUUCAACAACGCGAAAACUUCGAGCACUGGGCCGAAUGGCGCGAUGACAUUGUCAAUCAUGAACGCGAACAGGACCGCCUCGUCAUCGCUAAACAAGAACGUGCAAUGCGCGAUCGGGUCUCUAGGCAUGCCCAUAAGGCUUCUGUUGAAUUCCCUCAAGGCCUAGGUCAUGGCAUGAUGGGUCGCGCCUGGCAGAUCUUGGGUAUGCAGAAGCAUCGCAAGACUGGCUCCACGAGUAUGCCUGCUCCCGAUGGCGUGGAGAUCGUGUCUACCGACUGA
Penicillium soppii is the source of this 4059-nucleotide messenger RNA. RefSeq lists its product as uncharacterized. NCBI's taxonomy places the organism in Eukaryota, Fungi, Ascomycota, Eurotiomycetes, Eurotiales, Aspergillaceae. The record is from RefSeq and is a predicted model, not a curated record. Gene Ontology annotation, biological process: establishment of mitotic spindle orientation; nuclear migration involved in conjugation with cellular fusion. Gene Ontology annotation, cellular component: spindle pole body; cell tip; spindle. Bases 1 to 4059 code for a protein of 1352 amino acids. The transcript is spliced from 2 exons.